Molecule: messenger RNA, 2544 nt
Organism: Darwinula stevensoni
Lineage: Eukaryota; Metazoa; Arthropoda; Ostracoda; Podocopida; Darwinulidae
Source: the annotation of a GenBank genome assembly
AUGGCGAUAAACGCGUCUCUGCUGGCCCCGAUGGAAAAACUCGCCUUCGGCGGGACCAGAGCCAUGCUGAGACGCAGUCCGCGAAUUUUUGCAGACCUAGGCCUACGUCUGAAUCCGGAAAGAGGCAGUCUGCUUCUGGCAUGGAGCAUGAAAAUGAUGGAACAGCAGGAAGAAUUGGCCAAAAUUAUGACAGCUGAACAGGGGAAACCUCUGACCGAAUCGAGAGGAGAGAUUGCAUAUGCAGCAAGCUUUUUACAGUGGUUUGCUGAGGAGGGGAGGAGAAUCCUUGGAGAUGUCAUUCCAUCACCAUAUAAGGACAGGCAGAUGUUUGCAAUGAAGUUCCCCAUUGGAGUGGCUGGUCUCAUAACACCAUGGAAUUUUCCAUCUGCAAUGAUCACGAGGAAAGCGGGAGCUGCUCUGGCAGCGGGAUGCACUUGUGUUGUGAAACCGGCUGAAGACACGCCACUGAGUGCACUGGCUUUAGCUGCCAUCGCGGAGGAGGUUGGGGUGCCGAGGGGGGUUUUCAACGUGGUGACAGGGAGCAGGGAAACAACUCCUGAAAUAGGGAAGCUGCUCUGUGAGCAUCCAAAUGUUGGUGUUCUCUCAUUCACAGGUUCAACUGAAGUUGGAAAGAUUCUCUACAAGCAGUGUGCAUCAGGAGUGAAACGCCUUGCAUUGGAACUGGGUGGCAAUGCCCCGUUCAUCGUCUUCAAUUCGGCCAGUGUCAGCAAGGCUGUACAAAGUGCCAUGGCAUCCAAGUUUCGCAAUAUGGGCCAGACUUGUGUUUGUGCAAACCGGUUCCUGGUCCAAGAAGGAAUCCAUGAUGAGUUUGUCUCUCGCUUGAAGGAAGCAAUGGUGAAAGAACUUGUUCUUGGAGAUGGGUUAAACUCGGGGGUUACCCAGGGGCCUCUUGUCAACCAGCAGCAAAUUAACAGGAUCGAUGAGUUGGUAAGAGAUGCUGUGUCCAGAGGAGCUAAGCUUGUGAUGGGAGGGAAGAAAGCAGAAGAUCUGGGACCAUUGUACUUUGAACCAACUCUCUUAGUUGAUGUUAAGACAGAAAUGCCCUGCUUCCAAGAAGAGCAGUUUGGGCCUGUGGUCACUAUUGUCAAGUUCAAGACGGAGGAAGAAGCACUGAAGAUAGCCAACAAAUCCCGUCGUGGACUUUCUGGCUACAUUUUCUCACAAGAUAUCAAACAGGUGUUUCGUGUUGUGAAAAAACUGGAAGUAGGGAUCCUUGGGGCAAAUGAAGCCCUGCUCUCGUCAUGCGAAGCUCCCUUUGGAGGGGUCAAGGAAUCUGGGAUUGGCCGAGAGGGCUCCCACUUUGGCAUUGAAGAAUAUCUUGAGGUCAAGUAUGUCUGCAUCGAUACCCUGAGACAAAACAACAUGUCUCUGAGGCAACAGUUGGAGACAUUCAACACCUGGCGGGAAGAAGUGCGUCGUGGAAACUUUGAGCAGAGUGACAAGUUUCAGCGCCUUGGAGCCAUCUUGAAUAACCAGAGGCGAGAGAUUGAUGGACUGAGGAAUCAGCUUCGGGGUUUCUCAACAAGAGAUGGCCCUGAGAUGGAGAAGUUGAGAGCUACAGAGCAUAUGAAUGAUGAGUUGUUGGCUGAGAGGGCAAGGCUCCUGUCUCAUAGGUCCAGACUUGAAAAAGACAUCCGUGCUCUCCAGGGUGAACUGGCACAAGCAAAGACUACCCUUGAGAGGUUCAAGAUUGACAACUGGGAACUUAAGGCUGCCCUCUCCACAUCUGAGAUGAAGAGGAGGGAGGAGACAUGUGAUGAAGAAUCUUUUCUAAUCAAGACUUUGCAAGCCCAGCUGGAAGGAGAGCGAGAACAGCGUCAACAUCUGGAGAAAUCGAUUGAGGAACUGAAAUGCAAGAGUUUUGAAGUGACUGAUUCUCCUCUCUUGGGUGGAUCCAUUGAUUACUUUCAACUGCGUGAGAGUCUCCACAAGUCCAAGGUCAAACUGUCACAUAUGGAAGGUUCUGGUACAUCACCCACAAAGGACGUCAUGGAUGACUUCCUUGCCUCUGUCACUCCUUUGAUCACAAAUUGUGAAGUUCUCCUCGAACUCACGGAGGAACUGGAGAAGCGGGUAAAUCUGCCAUCCCAGUCACACACAUAUGCUGAACUCCAGUUGAAGAUGUACAAGGAGCGCUGUGAUCAGCUCACUGCACAACUCCUCACUUGGGAGGAGAGGGGGCAUGAUACAGAGAAGCAAUGCAAGGACUUGGAAAUCAUUCCUGUCCUUGAAGCACAGCUGGAAAUCUACAAACAAGACUUUGAGGCUGAGCGUGCUGCCAGGGAGAAGUUGGUGGGGGAAAAGGAUUCAUUGAUGAAGGAGAAUGACUUCCUGAGGCAGCAGAUCAGGAUUGUGAGAGAGGCACAUGGGGAACUUGGAGAGGGGGAAGGAGACACUGGAGGAGGGGAGGGAAGUCCCAGCCAACAGCCUUGCCCAAAAUGCAAUCUUCCAUUUACUAACAUGGAUGCCCUGCGGGAGCAUGUAAAUCAGUGCUUGGAUACUGUUAUGUGGCCUGGAUCAUAA